AGGAAUGUCUUUCGCAUGCUUUGCUUCUCCAGCUAGCCAGUAGGUGGGUGUGUUUAACAGAGGGAAAAGCAAGGAGGAAGGAGCCCUGUCAACCAGCCUCCCCAGCUAAUUAGCUCAGCCUACAACAAAGAUAAGCGAGCUGGGGAGGAGGACCCCCUGAAGGGUCUUUUGAAUCUGGGCAAUGUCUGAUUGGCAGAUGCUGAGGGAGAUUCUUUGGUAAUCCAGUUCAUCAUCAAUGAGCUGCAUAAAUUCAGGACAGGGCUGGAAGAAUUCAGGCAUGUGGUGGACACUUUGUGGAUGCAGUCUGCAAGAAGGCAGCCCAAAAUGGACAGAACCUUGGAAUCUCUACAGCAUAUAAUCUCCCAAGUCCUGCCUCACAGAGACCCUGCACUUGCGUUUAAAGACUUGAAUGUUGUAGCAAUGCUUCAGGAAUUCUGGGAGAGCAAACAGAAACAGAGAGGUGUGUUUUCAAGUGAAGGCACAGUGGUCUACGAGUCACUAAAUUCUCCUGGGCCUCCGUUUGUGAGUUAUGUUACCCUGCCUGGAGGAAGCUGCUUUGGUAACUUUCAGUGCUGCUUGAGCAGAGCCGAAGCAAGACGAGAUGCGGCAAAAGUGGCGCUAAUCAAUUCUCUCUUCAAUGAGUUGCCUUGUCGCAGGAUCACAAAGGAAUUUAUUAUGGAGAGCGUUCAGGAAGCUGUUUCGUCCACCAGUGGUACUUUAAAUGAUGCUGAUGACCCAAGCACAAGUAUUGGAGCCUAUCAUUAUAUGCUGGAAUCAAACAUGGGGAAGACAAUGCUGGAAUUUCAGGAACUGAUGAUAGUCUUUCAACUGCUGCACUGGAAUGGAAGCCUCAAAGCUUUGCGUGAAACAAAGUGCUCUCGACAAGAAGUGAUCUCCUACUAUUCCCAGUACAGCUUAGAUGAAAGGAUGAGAAGUCACAUGGCUCUGGACUGGCUUAUGAAGGAGCAAGAAACUCCGGGCAUUAUUUCGCAAGAGCUGCAAGUGGCCCUUAGAGAGCUGGAAGAAACCCGGAAAGCUGGACAAGAGCUGCGGUUUUACAAAGAGAAAAAGGAAAUACUGGGCUUAGCACUGAGCCAGCUGUACAGUGAUCAAGCCGCUACCUCUUCAAGUGACGAUCGUAUGAAUCUAGCCCUAAGUGGCUAUCGCUAGGGCAGCCUAGGGCGUCGUUUGUAUGAAACAGGUUUGCAAGGCUGGUCCGUAAUGAGCUAAUCCUGGAUCAUUCAGAUCAAUGUGAAACAACAGCUUGCCUUCAGCUGGUUGUAUAAUGUACAAAGCAGAAACUCUCAAAUUCUCCCCCCCCCCCCAUGGUGAGCAGCAUGAGUUCCAGGUGCAUGUGGAAUCCACACAUUUCAUGUGCAAGUUCACAGAAUGUGUGAAGAAGAAGCAUCACUCACACAUGCUUCCUGUUUCACUGCAUGUGAAACAACUAAAGCUGCAUUACAGUGUGAAAUUCUGUGUGACGAAGACAGAUUUUUAUAAUUAUUAUUUUUAUAAAAAAAAUAUAUAGCUUAGGUUUGUAACUUCUUAAAAGAACAGCAACAAUCAUUUAAUAGCGUUGUAUAAUCAAAGUAAGCGUGGCAGAAUUGUUUAGUAUGUGAAUUGAAUUAAUACAUCCGAGAGAUGUACAGAAAUAAGGAGUGAAAUGUCCCUGCAAUAAGCAAAAACUGCCAUUUGAGAUAUAUAUAUUGUUAUUUAAAGUAGUGGUUGAAGGGACAGCAAUAGGCUUCUAAACUUAGGGAAAUCUAUGACACUAAAGCAGAAAGCCAGUUGUUAUACUUGAAAAAUGACCAACGUGGACAUUCUUCUAGAAAAAUAACUUGAGUCCUGAUAAUAAAAUACAUUAGCUACAGCAAAA
Messenger RNA from Lacerta agilis (Sand lizard), 1876 nucleotides. RefSeq names its product limb and CNS expressed 1 (gene LIX1). The transcript has 6 exons. The record is from RefSeq and is a predicted model, not a curated record. Gene Ontology annotation, cellular component: cytoplasm. NCBI's taxonomy places the organism in Eukaryota, Metazoa, Chordata, Lepidosauria, Squamata, Lacertidae. Gene Ontology annotation, biological process: autophagosome maturation. Bases 298 to 1170 code for a protein of 290 amino acids.